CCUUCAACCAUCGCGGCUACCGUAGCCAUAAUAGCUAGCUAAAAUAGCUGCUUCUUGACGCUGUGGUUGAGGAUUAAAGUUUGCUAAACCUGUUCAUAUUCCGGUUUUAAUGAACAUUCAUAGCUCGCUCCAACCAAUUUAAGAGCUGGGGGGGACACACCUUAAAUCCGGGAUGUGCUCUGUUUUGGGUUGCGGUUCAUGGCGUCGCAGUGCGCAACGGUUCAAGUUACCAGAGGAUCCAGAGAAGAGACUGGAGUGGGUUCAGUUUCUCGCUACGGUCAAUAAGCAGCGUUUUAAGGAAUCGUCCUGGACUGACAUCACUAUUUGUAGCGAACACUUUAAAUAUGACUGUUUUGAAAACCCCACUCCGAGCCACUUAGGCUUGACUGGCAAGCUCCAGCUAACGUUAAAAGCCAGUGCUGUACCAUCACUGUGCCUCCAGUCAGAGUCAGACGAACCACAGCCAAAUCUGGAGAAUCCAAAAUGUGUGGAGCCUGUGGAAACGGCAGCGGUCCUUCAUCAGCAUGAUGUACUUAAAGCCACCCAAGGGGGCCCAGUCCCAAGAGCUCUCUCAUCUUCAUCUGUUACUUCAGAUGCUUUUACGUCUGGAUAUGUCCAGAGGCAGCCAAACGAUAUGAAUAUUCAUUUGGUCAUGGAAAAAGCUGCACUUCUAAAGAUGAAGGGGAAGUAUAUUGUGAACGAAAAACGCCUCCUUCAGUUGUUCAGCUGUAAGUGCCCAUCAUGUGGAUGUAAACUUAAGACAGAGAAGGUCACCCUUGGGCUAUUUAUCAUCUUGAAUCAGCAGUGUCUUCAGUGUGAGUACAGAAACCAGUGGAAAAGCCAGGUCAACACCAGUAUCCCAACAGCUGAAGAGCAACACCUGAGAGGAUGCACCGAAGUAAUUUCAGAGACCCAAAAGGCAGCGCCAACAGAUGACACCCACAUCAGUAUCACAUGUGUGCCAGAGGAUGUUGCUGUUGCUGAUGAGGAGAGUGAAAGUGAGGUAUCUAGUGAUCAGGGUGACAUGGAUUCAGAUGAGGACUGGAAACCAGCAAAACAUCUUUUUCCGACUGGAGUGCUUCAAAAGGCACCUGGUGAGGAAACUGAAGAUGAAGACGAAGAGGAAGACUAUGAUAGUCCUCCUCCACUCCCCAAACACAGUCAACUCUGCGCAGAGUGUGGGCUGUUUUUCAAUCGACGGUGGCCUCACACAUGCAAGCACAAAAUUAAGCCAUAUCCAUGCAAUAUUUGUGGCAAGAGAUGUGUUAGUGAGGUAGCUCUAAAUACUCAUAGCAGAAUCCAUGAUGAAAAUUACAAGCAUCAAUGCAAAUACUGCCAGGUUACUUUCAAAACAAAGGUGGACAAGGUCACUCACGAGCAGAUCCACAUGACUGAAGGAAAGCCUUAUAAAUGUCCUGACUGCUCAGAGACAUUUGCCACAAAUAAGGAACGUAAAAUCCACCUGGAGGAUCACAGAGGCCCCAAGCAAUUAAACUGUCACAUCUGCGGGAUGGAAUUCCUCUGGCCCCUUUCUCUCCAAAGGCACUUAGCUGUACACACAGGAGUGAAGCCGUACAAGUGUUCAGUGUGCCAGCGUGGCUUCAACCAGGCGAGCCAUCUGAAGUCUCACAUGCGUCUGCACACGGGGGAGAGACCUUAUAAGUGUCAGCAUUGUGACAAACGCUUCAAUCACAACGUGAGCUUGAAGAGUCAUGUCCAGCGUUACCACACAUCGAGUUCUGGACAUGAACAGAAGGAAGAAGAGACAAAGGAAAGCAGCACUGGUGAUUUUCAGGACAAUGGGAUCAAGAGAGGUGCAGAGCCGAGACUUGACAAUGUAGAUGAAGAGCAUGAUACAGAAGACGAGGUGCUGGAGGAGAGAAUAUAUAGAGCUAAAAAGAAAAGGAGAAGCACAGGUAGACCCAUAGGAAGGCCUAAGAGCUAUGCAUCUGGAAACACGGUUCUGGCGAUUGAAGUGGAAGGCCAGGGCGCACACACUGAGGCUCACCAAUUACAGGUGGAGAAGUUAAGGAGAAGGCAAUGCAGUGAUGAAGGAAGCGAGGAUGAGCUAACUGACAGUGAUGUAAACUUUGAUUCAGCAGAAGAGGAAGAGGAGAGGAGCCAGGAGGCGAUAAAGAUCACAGAGAGAUCAGGGGGUAAAGGGAAAAACUCUGACAGUGACUCUGAUUUUGAUCCUGAAAACUCAAAGGAAAAAAGGCAGAGAGGUCCGAGUUUAGGGAAGCGCAGGGGAAGACCAAGAAAACAUGAGGUGGUGUGAAUAUUAUUAAAAUGAACAGUCAAAGAAUUUAUGUUUAACGGUUUAAAUUCCUUGUACUUAGUUCAAAUUACUGGUUUACACUAUGUGAUGCUGAUUGAUCUGUAAACUAGUUAAAGGUUAGUCACAAAUGCUGCUAAAAGGGACUGUGAAUUUACUUCUGCUAGGCAUCUGACCUGCUAUGAGUGUUAACAUUUUUGUGGC
Molecule: messenger RNA, 2479 nt
Organism: Monopterus albus (swamp eel)
Lineage: Eukaryota; Metazoa; Chordata; Actinopteri; Synbranchiformes; Synbranchidae
Product: zinc finger protein 184-like
Exons: 5
Coding region: 173-2278 (701 amino acids)
Source: RefSeq, a predicted model, not a curated record